GUGGAUGAGGCUAUAGUGUAUAAAGUUCAAGUUUCUAAGCUUGCUGCAGCAGGUGCUGAGGUGCCUGUUCCUCCAUCUGAGCAUACUAAGCUUCCUGAGCUGCUUGAUGCUCUAGAUGACUUUGUUCUAACUAUGGCUCAAGAUCUUCAUGAGUUGCCUGAGCCCAUCACUGAUCCGAAUGCAAGGGUUUAG
Messenger RNA from Ilex paraguariensis (yerba mate), 192 nucleotides. NCBI's taxonomy places the organism in Eukaryota, Viridiplantae, Streptophyta, Magnoliopsida, Aquifoliales, Aquifoliaceae. The record is from the annotation of a GenBank genome assembly.